AUGAGUUUGGAUGGAGUGGAAAGGGUUUUGCAUCAGGCCAGAGGGACAGGUGGAGGGAGGAGAGAAGAAAUGGACGAAACCCCUGGCUCAAUCCGUGCUAAAGGCUUGGCUGUAAGUUUUGGCGGCCAUGCAUGGGCUGUGGAUCCAAAAUCCAUUAGUCAAAAGCUCCUUCUGCUUCUACAAAAAGAAGAAAAGCUCUGGAAACCUCGAUUGUACCACCUGGAAAAAGAUCAGUCAGAGCUCCACGUGCUCAUCUUCUGGAAGGUUUAG
Messenger RNA from Darwinula stevensoni, 270 nucleotides. Lineage: Eukaryota; Metazoa; Arthropoda; Ostracoda; Podocopida; Darwinulidae. The record is from the annotation of a GenBank genome assembly.